GCGGCAGCGGCGGCACGGCUGUUUGUUCUGCUCUCCCGCAGCCAAGGAGCCGAAGCGGGGGCUGCGGCGGCGGCGGCGGCGGCUGCCGGCAGUGCCCGCGGCCGAGCUGGGCCUGUGAGCGCGGCGGAGCGGCGGGCGGGCCCCGGCGCCGCGCAGGCAGCCCGAAGAGGAGGGGGCGGCGGCGGGCGGCCGGCGGGGGCGGCGUGCGGCCUAGCGUCUCAGAUUGCCCGGUGAAGAAUGUGAUGGGAUCAGUAGCAUGUCUGCGGAGAGCGGCCCUGGGACGAGAUUGAGAAAUCUGCCAGUAAUGGGGGAUGGACUAGAAACUACCCAGAUGUCUACAACGCAGGCCCAGGCCCAACCCCAGCAAGCCAACACAGCCAGCACCAACCCCCCUCCUCCGGAGACUUCCAACCCCAACAAGCCCAAGAGGCAGACCAACCAACUGCAAUAUCUGCUCAAAGUGGUGCUCAAGACACUAUGGAAACACCAGUUUGCGUGGCCUUUCCAGCAGCCUGUGGAUGCCGUCAAGCUAAACCUCCCUGAUUACUAUAAGAUCAUUAAAACACCUAUGGAUAUGGGAACAAUAAAGAAGCGCUUGGAAAACAACUAUUACUGGAAUGCUCAGGAAUGUAUCCAGGACUUCAACACUAUGUUUACAAAUUGUUACAUCUACAACAAGCCUGGAGAUGACAUAGUCUUAAUGGCAGAAGCUCUGGAGAAGCUCUUCUUGCAAAAAAUCAACGAACUGCCCACUGAAGAAACUGAGAUCGUGAUAGUCCAGGCAAAAGGAAGAGGACGUGGGAGGAAAGAAGCAGGGACAGCAAAACCUGGCGUCUCUACGGUACCAAACACAACGCAAGCGUCGACUCCUCCGCAGACCCAGACCCCUCAGCAGAAUCCUCCAUCUGUGCAGGCCACACCUCACCCCUUCCCUGCCGUCACCCCAGACCUCAUCGUCCAGACCCCUGUCAUGACAGUGGUACCUGCCCAGCCGCUGCAGACGCCCCCGCCAAUGCCCCCCCAGCCACUGCCCCCACCUGCGCCAGCCCCCCAGCCCGUGCAGAGCCACCCGCCCAUCAUUGCAGCCACCCCACAGCCUGUGAAGACAAAGAAGGGGGUUAAGAGGAAAGCGGAUACCACCACCCCUACCACCAUCGACCCCAUUCAUGAGCCGCCCUCACUGCCCCCGGAGCCUAAGACUGCCAAGCUGGGCCCCCGGCGGGAGAGCAGCAGGCCUGUUAAACCCCCGAAGAAGGACGUGCCUGACUCGCAGCAGCACCCGGCGCCAGAUAAGAGCAGCAAGGUCUCAGAGCAGCUCAAGUGCUGCAGUGGCAUCCUUAAGGAGAUGUUUGCCAAGAAGCACGCGGCCUACGCCUGGCCCUUCUACAAGCCCGUGGACGUGGAGGCGCUGGGCCUGCAUGACUACUGUGACAUCAUCAAGCACCCCAUGGACAUGAGCACAAUCAAGUCUAAACUGGAGGCCCGUGAGUACCGUGAUGCUCAGGAAUUUGGUGCCGAUGUCCGAUUGAUGUUCUCUAACUGCUACAAGUACAACCCUCCUGACCAUGAGGUGGUGGCCAUGGCCCGCAAGCUCCAGGAUGUGUUCGAGAUGCGCUUUGCCAAGAUGCCAGAUGAGCCUGAGGAGCCUGCAGUGGCCGUGUCCUCCCCAGUGGUGCCGCCUCCCACCAAGGUUGCUGCCCCGCCGUCCUCCAGUGACAGCAGCAGCGACAGCUCCUCAGACAGUGACAGCUCCACCGACGACUCCGAGGAGGAGCGAGCCCAGCGGCUGGCCGAGCUCCAGGAGCAGCUCAAAGCCGUGCACGAGCAGCUUGCAGCGCUUUCACAGCCCCAGCAGAACAAACCAAAGAAAAAGGAGAAAGACAAAAAGGAAAAGAAAAAAGAAAAGCACAAAAAGAAAGAGGAAGUGGAGGAGAAUAAGAAAAGCAAAGCCAAGGAACUUCCUCCCAAAAAGACCAAGAAAAAUAACAGCAGUAACAGCAGCACGAGGGACCCAUUCCUAACGGUAUCUGCAUCACCCCUUCGUAGCAAGAAGGAGCCAGCACCCUUGAAGAGCAAGCCCCCUCCCACCUAUGAGUCGGAGGAAGAGGACAAGUGCAAGCCCAUGUCAUAUGAGGAAAAGCGGCAGCUGAGCCUGGACAUCAACAAACUGCCUGGCGAGAAGCUGGGCCGCGUGGUGCACAUCAUUCAGUCGCGGGAGCCCUCCCUCAAGAACUCCAACCCCGACGAGAUCGAGAUCGACUUCGAGACCCUGAAGCCAUCCACCCUGCGUGAACUGGAGCGCUACGUCACCUCCUGUUUGCGGAAGAAGAGGAAACCUCAAGCUGAGAAAGUUGAUGUUAUUGCUGGCUCCUCCAAGAUGAAGGGCUUCUCGUCCUCAGAGUCGGAGAGCACCAGCGAGUCCAGCUCCUCUGACAGCGAAGACUCUGAAACAGAGAUGGCUCCGAAGUCAAAAAAGAAGGGGCACCCUGGGAGGGAGCAGAAGAAGCACCACCACCACCACCAUCAGCAGAUGCAGCAGGCCCCGGCCCCCGUGCCCCAGCCCCCGCCGCCGCCGCCGCCCCAGCAGCCCCCGCCGCCGCCACCGCCCCAGCAGCAGCCUCCGCAGCAGCCCCCGGCCCCGCCCCCACCCCCCUCCAUGCCCCAGCAGGCGGCCCCCGCGAUGAAGUCCUCGCCUCCACCCUUCAUCGCCGCCCAGGUGCCUGUGCUGGAGCCCCAGCUUCCAGGCAGUGUCUUCGACCCCAUCGGCCACUUCACCCAGCCCAUCCUGCACCUGCCACAGCCCGAGCUGCCCCCUCACCUGCCCCAGCCUCCUGAGCACAGCACUCCGCCUCAUCUCAACCAGCACUCGGUGGUCUCUCCUCCAGCUUUGCACAACGCGCUGCCUCAGCAGCCAUCACGGCCCAGUAACCGAGCUGCCGCCUUGCCCCCCAAGGCUUCCCGUCCCCCUGCUGUGUCACCCGCCCUGGCCCAGCCACCCCUCCUCCCGCAGCCCCCCAUGGCUCAGCCCCCCCAAGUGCUGCUGCAGGAGGACGAAGAGCCGCCUGCCCCGCCCCUCACCUCCAUGCAGAUGCAGCUCUACCUGCAGCAGCUGCAGAAGGUGCAGCCCCCCACGCCACUACUCCCUUCCGUGAAGGUGCAGUCCCAGCCCCCGCCCCCCCUGCCGCCCCCUCCCCACCCCUCCGUGCAGCAGCAGCUGCAGCAGCAGCAGCCGCCACCCCCACCCCCACCCCAACCCCAGCCCCCACCCCAGCAGCAGCACCAGCCCCCCCCACGGCCUGUGCACAUGCAGCCCAUGCAGUUCCCCGCCCACAUCCAGCAGCCCCCACCGCCCCCUGGCCAGCAGCCACCCCACCCACCCACAGGCCAGCAGCCACCCCCGCCGCAGCCUGCCAAGCCUCAACAAGUCAUCCAGCACCACCCUUCACCCCGGCACCACAAGUCAGACCCCUACUCCACUGGUCACCUCCGUGAAGCCCCCUCCCCGCUUAUGAUACAUUCCCCCCAGAUACCACAGUUCCAGAGCCUGACCCACCAGUCGCCACCCCAGCAAAAUGUCCAGCCUAAGAAGCAGGAGCUCCGAGCGGCCUCUGUGGUCCAGCCCCAGCCUCUGGUGGUGGUGAAGGAGGAGAAGAUCCACUCACCCAUCAUCCGCAGUGAGCCUUUCAGCCCCUCACUGCGGCCGGAGCCCCCCAAGCACCCGGAGAGCAUCAAGGCCCCUGUCCACUUGCCCCAGCGGCCUGAGAUGAAGCCUGUGGAUGUCGGGAGGCCUGUCAUUCGGCCCCCUGAGCAGAAUGCACCCCCAGCAGGGGCCCCAGACAAGGACAAACAGAAACAGGAGCCGAAGACGCCAGUUGCACCCAAAAAGGACCUAAAAAUCAAGAACAUGGGCUCCUGGGCUAGCCUGGUGCAGAAGCAUCCUACCACCCCAUCCUCCACAGCAAAGUCCUCGAGCGACAGCUUCGAGCAGUUCCGCCGCGCAGCCCGAGAGAAGGAGGAGCGCGAGAAGGCCUUGAAGGCGCAGGCUGAGCACGCAGAGAAGGAGAAGGAGCGGCUGCGGCAGGAGCGCAUGAGGAGCCGGGAGGAUGAGGAUGCGCUGGAGCAGGCCCGGCGAGCCCAUGAGGAGGCACGGCGGCGCCAGGAGCAGCAGCAGCAGCAGCGCCAGGAACAGCAGCAGCAGCAGCAACAGGCAGCUGCUGUAGCUGCUGCCGCCGCCCCCCAGGCCCGGAGCUCCCAGCCCCAGUCCAUGCUGGACCAGCAGCGAGAGCUGGCCCGGAAGCAGGAGCAGGAGCGAAGGCGCCGGGAAGCGAUGGCAGCUACCAUUGACAUGAAUUUUCAGAGUGAUCUGUUGUCAAUAUUUGAAGAAAAUCUUUUCUGAGAGCACCUGGGUGACUUCUGACUUUGAUUUCCUGGCAAAACGUUGACUCUCCAUAGUGUUAGGGGCAGCAACGGAGGCAGUAGCAGCGGCGAGGGGGUGUCUCCAGGCCUGGCUCUCCUGCAUGCUAUGCCUGGGGCAGGCCUGGUGGGCAGCUGAGGAUCGCAGAGCCUGUCUGCCUUACAGCCAGCCGCACGUCCUGCCACCCCCACAGGACAUCGGCACAGGGCACGCCUCGCCAUGAGCAAGUGCCGGCUAGACCCAAGCCCCGAGUCCCCGCGUGUGGGGCAGAGGCCCUUCUCUCUGCCAAAUGUCUACACAGUAUACACAGGACAUCGUUGCUGCCGCCACCGUGACUGGUUUACUGUCCCCAAGAGCGUGACGUUCGUGACGUCCUGCCCGCCGGGAGUCCUUUCCCACACCCCAGCUGCCGCUGCCCACACCCAGGAGACCAGGGCAGGCUUGCAAGAGCUGGAGAUGGCAAGGGCGCUGGCCCACCCCCUUGCUGGCACUGACUUUGCCUUGAACAGACCCCACCCCUCCCUUCCCCUCCCCCCACAAGCCUUUAAUUGAGAGCCGCUCUCUGUAAGUGUUCGCUUGUGCAAAAGGGAAUAGUGCCGUGGAGGUGUGUGUGUGUCCAUGGCAAUCUGGAGCGAGGUGACUGUCACACGCGUGUGUGUGGGCCGGCCUCGCCUGGCGAGUGAGGCCACCAACCAAAGUCAGUUCCUUCCCACCUGUGUUUCUGGUUUUGUUUUGUUUUGUUUUUUUCUAUAUAUAUAUUUUUUGUUGGAUUCUAUUUUAUUUUUAAUUCUCUCUUCUCCUCCAGACACAAUGGCACUGCUUAUCUCUGAAAUGGUGUGAUCGUCUCCUCAUUGAGCGGCGGCUGCCACCGCGCUGUGGGUAGUGUGUGACCGUGGCUGUACUGUGUAGUGAAACAUAGUUGGCAUAUCUUUGUUUGAAGUUUGUUGGUGACUCCACCAAACUGGUGUAAAAAAAAACUCAAAAAAAAGAAAAACCCACACACACAAAAAAUACAAAACAUACAAAACACACACAAAAAAACUGCCUAUAUUUUACUCAGUUUCAAACUUUUACUAGUCUAUUUUUAAUUAUAAAACCAGAAAACUGCGUUUUCUUAUCCUUUUUUCCUCUCCCCAUUUGUUGGCUUCUUUUUAUUUUUAAUGUAAAAUCUGUUGGGGUUUUUUUUUUUUUUUUUUUUUUUUUUUUUUUUGAGUUUUUUGAGUUUUUUUUUUUUUUUUUUAACCAGGAGAGGAAAGGCCAGGGGGUGAGGCGGGCACAAGGGGCCAUAAGCCACAGACUGAGGCAGAGACUCCCUGCCCGGCGCUUGGCCCUACCAACCGGCUACCCCUUCCCAACUUUUUUUUUAAUUUUAUAAUUGGAGCCCUUGGUGAGGUUACGCGUGCCAUGAGAACCCACUCUACACCAUGACGCUGGCGCCUCAGUGUUGGCCAAACUCUGGAGUCAUUGACUGGUUUGACUUUCAUACGGUGAAUAUGCAUUUGGUCUGUACUGAUCAUGGAAUAAACACAUCUCUCUUUUUUAA
This is a messenger RNA of Bubalus bubalis (water buffalo), 5957 nucleotides long. It is a transcript of the gene BRD4, whose product is annotated as bromodomain containing 4. Gene Ontology annotation, biological process: chromatin remodeling; positive regulation of transcription elongation by RNA polymerase II. The transcript has 20 exons. The coding region runs from base 257 to 4396 and encodes 1379 amino acids. NCBI's taxonomy places the organism in Eukaryota, Metazoa, Chordata, Mammalia, Artiodactyla, Bovidae. Gene Ontology annotation, cellular component: chromatin; nucleus. The record is from RefSeq and is a predicted model, not a curated record.